AUUUUUAUUAUUUCAAAUAAAUGAGAUAAAAUUUUUUUGUAAACAAAUUACAAUCACGAUUAAAAUGAUUACAUAAAUAAUCUCGAAUUAGGUCUUAGAAUAAUAUUCACUUAAAAUUACAUAAUCAGUCACAGAUAUGGAUAAUAAUAAACAUAAACUUGAGCUGUAUGCCUGUGUGCAAAGAAUUGAUGAAAAGUUAGGUCAGAAUUUCGAUGAUUUCAUCUAUUCUACCUUUCAAUUUCUGUAAUUACACUUAAAUAUAAUGUUUAAGCUAUUUGAGAAAUACCCCAAAAUUCAAAACUUACAAGAUAUAAAUAAUUUUAAAAUUUAAACAAUUAAAAUUAAUUGAUAAACCAAUACUUAUUGCUUAUUUAUAACUAUAGUAUUUUACUUUACAUAAAUUACAAAUAAGUGGUGGUUCGUAGUUUUUACAAUAGUACCAAGAUGUAUGUGGAAAUGAUUUCAGAUCUACUUGAUUUGUUCAAUAAACUAUUAAACUUUAUGACCGAAGUUGGAGUUUUAGAAUCUUUUACAUUUGUGCAUUCUGCCAUAAAUCUGAACUCACAACAUGAACAAUUUCUUAAAAGAAUUCAAUCAUCAAUUGAUGAAUUGAAGAAAUGGUUACAAAAUGUUUGUACAGAAUGGAAAGCAGAAGAUUUAGCAUCUCUUGGAAAUGUAAUAGAGCCACCAAUGACACCUAAUAAUAUAGAUCUUAACAUGAAUGGCACUGAUUACAUCACUCCACUUAUUAAAGAGAAAAUAGAUUCUGUACUAGGUUUUCGAAACCCAGUUAGUCCAAUUUUAUGGAGUGUUGGAUUAAGACCCAUACAAGAAAGUAAUUCUAAAGACGGAUUUGAAAUAGAUGAUGAUCAAAGACUGCCUACAGAUUUUGUUGCUCCAUCUUUUGGAGAUUAUGGAAGCCCCUCAUCAGAACCUUGGAAUGUUUUUCAAGAAUCUAAUUAUGACCUGGAUCAGACGAAUAUGGAUGAAAAAGGUCCUCAAACACCAAAUAUUAAAUUAUAUAGAAAGGAAGAGGAACCAGAUAUUAUACUAGAGAUGAAUUCUAAUUCAUCAUGUUUUCCUAAUGAAAUUAAUCAAAUUGAAAAUGUAUUUUCUUGCGAAAAAUGUAAAAAUCAAUUUGGGUCCUUUGAUGAACUAGAAGAACAUUUAAAAACACAUCAGCUCAAAUCAAAACUCACAAAUCUACAUUUAACUUGUGCUUACUGUAAUAAGACAUUCUAUCAAAAAAGUAAUUUACGUCUACAUAUGUUGAUCCAUGAAAAUAUAAAACCAUACGCAUGUUCAUACUGUGAUCGGCAGUUUACUCAAAAAGCCACAAGAGAUAUACACUUGACCAAACAUACUGGUGAUUAUUUAUAUAUGUGUUACAUUUGUAAUAAGAAAUAUGCUACUAAAGGAAAACUAGAUUUCCAUAUGAAAACUCAUCAAGAAGCGCAAUAUGAAUGUACAUUGUGCAAUAAACGAUUUUCUACUCAGCAGUAUUUAAAUUAUCACAUGAAAAUACAUCCAGAUCAGAAUACAAGUGGAUUUAACUGUGAUAUAUGUCAAACAGAGUUUAAGAAAAGAAGAUCUUUGCUUGCACAUAGAAAACAAGAACAUCCAUUUUGCAUGUUUAAAUGUCCAACUUUUGAUUGUGAUAAAGAAUUUUCUACAAUCCAGCUGUUAAAUAGACAUAUUAAACGAUUACACGAAACCAAAGAAAGGAGUGUGAUUUGUUCAGAAUGUGGAAAAUCAUUUGAUUUUCCUAAUUACUUACAAAAACACAUUGUUCGAGUUCAUGGUCCUAAACGUUUACCAAAAUUCAAAUGUCGACAAUGUCCUUUGCGUUUUGACAAUGAUAUAAUGUUACAUGUACAUAUGCAAUCACAUCCAAAGGAUAAUAAAAAAAAAGAAAUCAAACGUGUGAGUUGUCCUCGAGAUUCUUGUAAUUUAUCAUUCUACAACCGUGUUAGUCUUCGAUAUCACAUUGCAGAAAAACAUGAUAAUAUUUAUCGGUAUGAAUGUGAAGUAUGUCAAAAAAAAUUUGUUCGUAAAAAUCACUACGAAUUACACAAGGCUAUUCACCUGAAACCAAAUUUUACUUGUAACAUGUGUUUUAAAAGGUUUCGUAAAAAAAAUCGUUUGGCUGCUCAUUGGAAAAGGACUCAUCAACAAGAAACAUUUGAUUUUGGCAUGCUUUUCAAUGUAGAUAAUGUUGAUACAAUACAUAAAUUAAAUUUGUAAUACAAAAAAAUGAGCUGUCACGGAACACUUGGCAGAUGUGAAAUAUUAAAAAACAACAGCAAAUUGAAACAUUCAUUAUUCUUUGGAUGAACUGUACACAUUCGACCAAGAGCAUCAGUAUAAUGCAUGCUUUGCUCUCGUGAUUGAGAAGCACGAAGUCGAGCCAUACUAAUGCGGCGCUCUUUACGUGCAAUUUCUUGUUCUUUUUCAGCCCUUUCAUAAGCAAUGUUUUGAAUCAUAGUUGCAUUACAGCUUUAUUUUGAAAGAUUUGUUUGUCUUGGUCGUUGGGAUUUAAUAAAUUAUAGUUAAAUUAUAGUGAAGGGUGAACUAUUUUAGAACAAGAUGCAAUAUAAACUGAUCAGGCAAGGAUCCAGGGACUAUUAGUGUUUUACACUUUUCCCUUUUGAAUAUGUUAUGAAAUAAUGUAUUAUGUCACCGUGUAAUAUAUAAGAUGUAUUUGGGAUAAUCUCGAAAAUAAUUCAGGUUCAAUUUAAUUUACAUGUGUUUUUUUAUUACUUAUGUUGAUCAUAGAUAAUUUUAUCAUUUUAUGACAACAAGCAUAGACAUUAUGGUCGAAUAUAUUUAUUUUUUUCCCGGG
Aphis gossypii (cotton aphid) is the source of this 2842-nucleotide messenger RNA. Its product is annotated as gastrula zinc finger protein XlCGF57.1-like. The coding region runs from base 445 to 2244 and encodes 599 amino acids. The transcript is spliced from 11 exons. Gene Ontology annotation, cellular component: chromosome. Gene Ontology annotation, biological process: regulation of transcription by RNA polymerase II. The record is from RefSeq and is a predicted model, not a curated record. Gene Ontology annotation, molecular function: chromatin insulator sequence binding. Lineage: Eukaryota; Metazoa; Arthropoda; Insecta; Hemiptera; Aphididae.